Molecule: messenger RNA, 4442 nt
Organism: Paralichthys olivaceus (Japanese flounder)
Lineage: Eukaryota; Metazoa; Chordata; Actinopteri; Pleuronectiformes; Paralichthyidae
Product: USP6 N-terminal-like protein
Source: RefSeq, a predicted model, not a curated record
GGUUGGUGGUGUGAGUGGAGAGAGAGACAGAGAGAGAGAGAGAGUGGCUGACUCGGUCUGACCAGCGGAGCGAGUGAGUCGACGGUGCGGUGACAGCAGCAUCUGCCCCGGCCUCUGGGUGACACGGCUCCGCGUGAGAGGGGGGGGGGGAAGAGAGAGAGAGAGAAUGAGAAGAGAGGAUUUAGUUUGUUCAGAGAAGAAGGAGAGACAAGAGGAAGAGGAAGGUGAAGAAGAAGAAGAAGCAGCAGAGAGGAAGUCUCUCCAAACGAUUUUGACAUGAAGAAGGACAUAGACACACUGAUAGCUGAGGAACGUGCUGAAAUCAUCUCUAAAUAUGAAAAGGGCAGGCAGGAGGGUGUCAAAAUUGACCCAUGGGAGGAAGGCGACUACAGCAUUUGUAAGAUCACAGACCGUUUCGGCUUCCUGCAUGAGGAAGAACUGCCAACACCCAGUGUGCUUGAAGAGAAGCAAAAGCACCAGGAGAUGGAGCGAGUGGACAAAUGGCUGAAGAUGGUGAAGAACUGGGAAAAGUACAGGAACAGUGAAAAGCUGACGAAGCGCGUAUAUAAAGGCAUCCCUCUGCAGCUGAGAGGCCAGGCAUGGGCCUUGCUUUUGGACAUAGAGAAAGUCAAAGAGGACAACAAGGGAAAAUAUGAGAAAAUGAAGCUGCAGGCUCGUAACUUCUCCACAGAGAUCAAGCAGAUAGACUUAGACGUCAACAGAACGUUUAGGAACCACAUCAUGUUCAUGGACCGCUUCGGAGUCAAGCAGCAAGCGCUCUUUCACGUACUAGCUGCUUACUCUGUCUACAAUACGGAGGUGAGCUACUGCCAGGGGAUGAGUCAGAUCGCUGCCAUCUUACUCAUGUAUCUGAACGAGGAGGAUGCCUUCUGGGCUCUGUCCCAGCUUCUAACUAACAGCAAGCAUGCCAUGCAUGGGUUCUUCAUCCCGGGAUUUCCCAAGCUGCACCGUUUCCAGGCCCACCAUGAUCUUAUCCUCUCCAAAAUGCUGCCAAAGCUGAAGAAACACCUGGACAAGGAGCAGAUGACAACAGGGAUUUACACCACCAAAUGGUUCCUACAGUGCUUCAUCGACAGAACCCCCUUCACCCUCACCUUGCGUUUGUGGGACAUUUUCGUAUUGGAGGGGGAGAAGACGCUGACCGCCAUGGCGUACACAACCCUCAAGUUACACAAGAAGCGUCUGCAGAAGUGCCAGUUAGAGGACUUGAGGGAGUUUCUCCAGGAGCAGCUGGCUGCUUCUUACUUCCUGCCUGAUGAUGUGGUGGUUGAGCAGUUACAGGCAGCUAUGUCAGAGCUACGCAGUAAAAAGUUGGACCAGUCUCCUCCAGCCAAGCCAGACGAGCUACCAAAGAAACCUCUGGGUCAAGAGAGACCUGUUCUCCUACUGCCGCUGCAGCCUGACUCUCCUGUGGAGGUCAAAAUAAAUCUGCAGCCCCACAGCCAGCCAGAUACAGAGAGCCAGCAAUCAGACAGCAACACCAUAGACCAGAACUCUUGUCCUGCAGAAGCCCCGGGUUCAAGAAGCCUCUCCGGGACAAACACACCUUCAUUGCCUUCACCAGAUCCAGUUGUAGUGCACACACAAAGAACACCUUCUCCUUGCAGAGCACCUCCUUUACCUCCAAAAGCAAACAAACCCUGUCCUGUGGUUGGGUUGGACAGAGAUGUGAAGGAGACGCUCCAAGAGGGCAGACAAACUGAAGACGGGGGAGAACCAGAGAGUGCGCCUGGAGAUCUGGAGACGCCGGAAGAGCCGAUGGAGUGGCCUCCACCUUAUAUACCUCCUCCUCUGGACACUCCUACCAUGCAGACUGAGGAGGAGAUCAUGGACCUUCCGGAUCUGCCUCCUCCACCUUUCUUUUACACUGAGCAGAUUGACGAAAGGCGCCUGGAUUGUGAAUCUCCCCGUCCAGGGAGUAGGACCGGACCAGAGACCCAGUGCCACCCUGCCUCUCCGUGCUCAGCCUCACCGCUGGUCACUCAAAGGAAGCUGCCUCCGAAACCACCCGUGUCUCUUGAUGUCACAAAGAAAAAACCUCCUCCUCCACCAAAGCCUUACCUUCCCUGUGCCCUCACCUCCUCUCCCAGACUUCCUCCGCCAAAGCCAACCAAGUUCCCAGUCUCUCUCUACGUCCCGGCGCCUGCGGGCAGCAGGCGACCAUCCAACACCUCCCAAUACGACAACCUUUCUGAGGUCGAUGAGGAUGACCGCUACCUGGAGCGGCUGCUGGGCUCCACUCCUGAGGAAAUUCCCAGCAUGCACAGCAAUCCUCAGCGCACAAUCAAUAGAGAUUACGACCCAGCUCUAAACCCUUUGCCUCCGCCUCCUCUCUUCAUCCCUCCUUCCCCUUCUCCCACUCCUCCCUCGCUGUGCGCUCUCCCCAGUUUGCCACAGGAGCCUGAAUAUGAAGGAGAGGACAGCUGGGUGGAGGACUCCAUCCCCCCCCCUCCUCCACCUAGUUUUGCAGACAGACUCAGUCCCCUCCAGUGUAGCGCUGCCAGCUGUUCUGACACACACAGAGCCACCUCGCCCAGUUACUCGAAGCCCUUCUCUCGGGGCCCCAGGGACCGUUCUGCCUUCCCAGCUCCUCUCUUAUACACCAGGUCUCCCCCAGGCAUCUCCAGGUCCUCAGGACAGUCUGCAGUAGGCGUCCCGUUGGUUCGAUCCAGCCCAGACUUUUGCAGGAUGCCCCCUGGUGGACAGCCGCUGCCCAAAUCAGUGACAUUUUGAAAGUGUCAGUCAAGCGUUACUGGUCGUAACUGAAUGAUUCAGACUCUGUAAAUGCUCGAUUCCUUUUCAACGCCCUGUAAGAGGUGAAAGGCCAGUACUCAGUGUUUGUGUGUGUGCAUGUGUGUCUGAAAGGACUUUUUUUCAUUGAUAUGUACAGAUUUCUGUGAUACUUGCACCUUUUGUAUUCGUAGUUAACUUUUCUAAGUUGUCAAACUUGUAUUUAAAACUGCUGUCUGUUUUACUGUGCGCUGCACAAAAAAAGGAAAGCGAGCGUAUUAAGUCGUCAGCGUGUGAAAGCACAUUUGUUUUUCAAUUCGAUGGAAGUUCAAGAGAAAUUCACACAGAAAUAACACAGGGGAUCUAAUUUCAGCUGCGUGUUUCAGCUUAAGUCAAUGUCCUUUUUUCUUCCCCAACAAAGUGUCUUAACCUGACCACAGUGCACUGAUGGCAGCGACUCUAAACUCACGGGCUUGUGAGGCUGUAGCGUGACGUCACCUUUGCUGAAGCACCCAAAGCCUAAACGUUUAUACGGCAUUAUUGUGGUGAACAGUGAGCAGGCUCACACGUCUUGGGUCUAUUUCGAACUAUUCUGAGACGCUGUUUCUUUAUUACAUCGUCAGGUCAAAGGACCACAAAACCAGUUUCUAUGGGAGCUUUUAAAAUGACGACUAAAGCAGCAGCAGAGACAUGGUGCAAUAUGUCACUGGUAUAAAUACUUGGAGGGGGGGGGGGGUUCAGGUAGGUAGCGGCGGGUACUUUGUGGGUAUUUCUCUGCUUUUGAUAAGUUAAAGAUAGUAUUGUCGGGAUGUUACAUCAGUUUGUCAGAUACUUGAGUUCACAGCAAUAAUGCACUGUUACAUGUUGUCGAGGUGAAGACGGAAAUGAGACCAGAAUGCUUCAUUGUAUAUCGUCAGUGCACACUGGUUUUAAAGUAAUCAAAGACAGAGAUUUAUGAAGAGUAGCUCCCUCUAGUGGUUGGAAGUGUUGCAGCUGGACUCUGGUUCUAAAUUGAUGACAUGCUUGUGGGGAAAGUCGUCCUGUCCGUGGUGUGACUCCCACCGAUAACGCCCGUUUAUGAAUGUGCACGGAGCAUAGGCUGUUUAUAAAUCUUCAUAUAUUGUCUGUGGGAGUAAACUAGACUGAAGGAAACGAGGCUCCAUAUCACGCUGUUCUGAAGUGUCAGAGAAUUUAAUGAAUCAAAGCUACGUUUCUUCACAUGCAGCCAUAAUUCAGAGCCAUUGCAGUAACUAUGUUGGUUUGUUUAAAUCGUGCAGAGCAAAUGUUAAGGAAUGGAAGUUGAGCCAUAUACAAUAUAAGGACCUGACAGUAAAACUUGUUUCAUAUUGUUUUGUUUAAUUAUACUGUAUAUUACAUUAUUUACAGCCUCAACAUGUUGUUUUUUUUGCACUGACCUUUUUUAUUUCCAGGUUUUGCAGUUCUUUGUAAUCAACUGUUGUUUUCUAACAGAAUUUCAGGUUUAACACAAAAAUCAUUAAUCAAUUUAGCCGGAAAUGUUAACGGAUGUUUCAUGGUUUGUUCAUGAACUUUGGCCUGACGGCUGGGAUUCAGACCCAAGAGCUCAGACCACUGCUCCUUUUAUGGUCCUGCGAGACAUCAGGGCUCAGACCAAAGCUUGUGUACAUUUAUGCAUCUACAUGUUUUGACUUUUAUAAAGAGAUAAAUCCAGA